AUGAACAACUGCAACGAAAUCUUAAUCGACGAUUGGGACGACGACAUACUCGACGAAUUAAUCCGAGUCGAAUCCACCAUCCCUUCAAAACCCAAAACCCUCUCCACAGACCCUUCUUCAUUCUCCAACCAUCAUCACCAACCCCAACAACAACAACAACAACAACAACAACAAGUUCAAUUACCACUAGCUUUCGAACGUUCUGUUAACUUCUCACCUCCUCGAGAGCUUUCUCAAAAACCCACUACUUCCGUUUUCGAAUCUUCCCUUCCUAAACCACUUUUCGAUGACAUGGACAUCCAAAUUGAUCAAUUUAAGCAAAAACAGAGGGAGCCGGGACGUCCUUCGAAGCAGAUUCCAAAUACCGAUAAGGAGUGCCCCAAGUUAAAGAAAGAAAGAGACAAGAAAGAUGUUCAUUCCAUACCCGUGUCUUCAGAGAACGAAAAAGAUAAUGUCCGCACUAAAUGUGUGAAAAGCAUAGACAAUGGCAGGAAUAUCGAAAUUCGUGCUCCCGACCAUCCUAAAGCCUCUUCAAAAUUUCAUAAUGAAGGAUCUUCAAAUGGUCAAACUGUUGAUACAACUGCUAAAGCUGAAGAGGUAAAAACGGCAAUAGCUAGUCAUCAAGAAGCUCAAGAUCAUCGAAGUGAUGCUCUUUCUUCUUUCCCAGAAGCUAAAAGGGUCGAGACAACUGGUAAACCUAAAGGGGUUGAAACAAAAAUAGUUAGUCGUCAAGAAGUUCAAGAUCCUCCAAGUGAUGAUCUUUCUUAUCUUGACCUCUCCCAGAAGUUGCUUGCAGUAUGGAGGUCUCCAAGUGAAAAAUUGCUUGGAAGUGAUGUUAUAUCGAAGUUGUUUGCCAGUUGUCAAAAAGAUAUUCAUAUUCUUUUUGGUAACAUGAGCACGAGUUCGCCUGAAAUAACACGAAAAUUACAUACAGAUGUAAGCUCUUCAAAAGUAUCUUCGCAUUACGUCAAUGGUUGUUUCCAUACUCCCGAAGCAACAAAGGUGUCACAUCUCUACCAUGCAUUGACAAAGGUAGCUGAUGGAACAGAUGUGUUGGAAACUUUGAUAGCACCAUUGCUUGAUCUAUGUAGUAUGGAAAAUGUUGCUAUUGUCCAUAGCUCUCUACGUAUACUGUAUACUCUUUUGAAGUUCCUACUGGAAUCGGAAAAGAAUUUUGGAAGAAGGGAUAAUGUCUUCAUUGAUGGAAUAUGCGUUGGGAAUGACCUUUUGGAUUCUGGUGGGUUGGACGGUGUGAAAGAUCAAAAGCCCUUCAAUGAAGAAAUGUUUAGAAAAGAGUGCUGGAACUAUCAGAGUGCCUUAAAACCUCAUGUGAAUUGGUCUAGUAUUUUUGACAUUUUGCACCAAAUUUCCAUGAGGAUCACAGAAGAAAAUGUGAGAGAGGAGGCAGUGUCCAUUAUGCUAUUACUUUUCCUAAGGAGUACUGCUUACUUUGAGAGGGAGCAGUUUAGCCAGAACACAGUUUUUAAAACUAUUUCGGAAUUGCUUAAGAAGGAUGCUGGGCUACACGUAAAAAAGAAAACUUUGCGACUUCUGUACCUAGUAUUAAAUUGUCCAAAACUGUUGGCCACUUUCUGCUGUGGUUGCAAAGAGGAGGACAGUAGUAGCGCUGUGGAUGACAACGCAUCUGUGUCAAAUUUCCAAAAUUUUAACAUCAUCCUUCGAGGAUUGGCCGAUUGUGUUGCUUCCCAUGGAGGUGGUUUAGUGGAGUUGAAAAUAAGCAGAGAGGCUAUUAUCGUGCUAGCGUUCCUUGCAUCAUCGGGCCAAUCUGGUUUUGAAAUCUUUAUUGCUCACAGGCUCUCUACAAGAGGUGUAAACUAUCUUAUGUCGAUUUUGCAAUUACUGGUAUCAGAGAUGGACUGUGAAGCUGGAUCCCACAAUGAACUGCCAGAAAUUUUUAGGGAGAGGACAUUUCUUAUGCGGGAUAUACUGAUAUUGCUUAAUAGACUAGUAUCAAGUCCAUCAUAUUCUGCCACAGUUUUGCGCGAUUUAACAGACACCAGGGAUAUGGCUAGUUUAACAGUCGAUGUUGCAACCAGAUUGUCACGGAAAGGAAAUGAAAGUGAGCAGCAGGAAGACAGCAUGGUGAAGCAAGUAAGACGAAAUGAAAUUGUUGACCUUGCUCGCCUAUUCAAGAAAAGGGUAUUCACGUAA
Vicia faba (fava bean) is the source of this 2172-nucleotide messenger RNA. Lineage: Eukaryota; Viridiplantae; Streptophyta; Magnoliopsida; Fabales; Fabaceae. The record is from the annotation of a GenBank genome assembly.